CCUUGUGAUUAAAUAACUCACACCCUAUCAAUAUCACUUUUGCCUCUCCUUUUCCACUUUCCCACUCCUCUAUCUCCUCCCUAGCGGCUUCGAGAGAGAGAGAGAGAGAGAGAAGCACACACACAGACUUUUUACAUGCAAAGAGAGCUAAUAGAAAUGGAACCUUGCCUCUUUUUUGAUGCUGUAGCAUCCCAUUUCUGCAUCUCCCCAUGUCUUGUUCCUUUCCACUGCUUCCUUUUUGCUCCAUUAUAGAGGUGAGACCACUCUCUUAUUUGUGCUGCCCACAAGCGUCCACUUUUAAGUUGAAGCUUUUCACUAACUUCUCUACUGCAACAAUCCUCCUUUUAUCCAACCUUUCCACUCUACUGGAACGAACGUAGGAUCUAAAACUCUCUCUCUCUCUCUCUCUCUCUCUCUCUCUCUCUAUUGUGGGCAAAUGACAUGAGCUCACUGAGCCAUGUGCUUCUCCUUGCUACCACCCUCAUCUUAAUGCUCUUCAGUGCUCCCCACGGAGCACGUUGUACCAAUAGAUCUCCAAUCUCGUCUCCUCAGGCAAUGUUAAUGGAGGAGAAGAUCCGGUUGGGGUCGACGCCGCCCAGCUGCCACAACCGGUGCAACACCUGCAACCCCUGCACAGCCGUCCAAGUGCCCACCCUCCCCGCCCGCGCCGCGCGCCUACGACCGUCCGAAUCCGACGGCGGCGGCGGAGAGCUCUCCUUCAACGAGUACGCCAAUUACAAGCCGCUGGGUUGGAAAUGCAGGUGCCGCGACCACCUCUACGACCCGUAAUUAGCUUAGCUGUGGGAGAGCAGUUAAAAUGGUCCUCCUUUUCGUUUCCUUCUUUUGUUUUAUUGUUUUGAGUGGUAAUUUCGCCAUUUUCCAGAUCUGGGCCCUCGGCGCAGGUUCCCUGGGAUUCUUUUGGAUGCACGCAGUGAAGAGCACUGCUGUUCAUAUUUUUAAAAUCACACCUUUCAUUUGCCGUCGAUAUAGUGUGCGUACAGCAAGUCACGAGAAAUUCUUGCAUAUCCGCACGUCGAUCUUAAUGCAUCGCAUCUCUAAACUGUCAUACUAUGGAGGCGCCGAAAUUAUUAUACUUUAA
Messenger RNA from Ananas comosus (pineapple), 1099 nucleotides. Its product is annotated as EPIDERMAL PATTERNING FACTOR-like protein 1. Lineage: Eukaryota; Viridiplantae; Streptophyta; Magnoliopsida; Poales; Bromeliaceae. The transcript is spliced from 2 exons. Gene Ontology annotation, biological process: stomatal complex development; guard cell differentiation. The coding region runs from base 442 to 789 and encodes 115 amino acids. The record is from RefSeq and is a predicted model, not a curated record.